CAUGGUACAGUCCCUAUCGCAGGGUGGGGGAGCGUGUGGGAGAGGCGCACAGAUUCUGUCUAACGGAGAAGGAAACGGGCGAAAAACAUGACUCACAAUCGCCCCAGAGAAGGUUUCCACCUUGAAGGAAUAAAACUAUUUUUCCCGUUCUGAGAAGGACGAGUUUACGAGGACAGUAAGUGUGAGAGAAGAAAGCGGAAGCAGACUGACGAGUGGGCCCGUCAAGAAGCGAAAGGCAGCAAGCUCAGGAACUCUGGAAUUGGUUUCUUUUGUUUACUCCGAGGCGACUCUGAAGUUUUGGAUUGUUGCAGUUCAGUCGUUGUUUGCGAUAUUACUAGCGAGUAAUUACCUCAGAGACUCGACCUCUUCCUGGACCGUGUUAUUGUGCCGGUGUUUCGGAGUGUAACGCGGCCCGUCGUCGGCUUUUGUCUAACGCGGGGAACAUUGGGCCCCAGCGCACAGACCCUGGAGCUAUACUGCCUCUCAAUAUUUCCUCCGCUUCUGAGCCGGAGCUGAAGUUCCUCGGCUGAGGUGAAGUGUUCCCGUGCUGGUGGUUCGUCACUUUGCGCCAGCCGGCGGUCCCGUUGACUCGUGAAUGCUCAAGUACAGUUAGAGUAACUUUGUGUGGAGCUACACACCUCUGAAGCAACAAGGCGCACUGGAUUGCGCAAAAAAGUGCUUCUUAUUAAAGCUGAGUGUAUACUAAUAUUGUUUGUCUAAUAAAAGGGCGCCUUUUUAGCCUGACAGAGGGCAGCCACCUCUUGCUGUAGGCUUUGAAGGGAAACGGCACAGAACUCCGUGGAGCUCAGGCUGAAUAUACUGUGUGACUUUCUCGGUGCAGGCUGUUUGUGUCACUUGAUUAAUCUGAGUGAUCACAUCACUCUGCGCUGUCCUACUCUGUCUGGCAACGAGUCCCCCAGAAAGCACCAGUAAUUGGGGCUAUUUUUAGUGUCAGGGAUGGGGUAAAAGCAGGCAGCUGGAAACCCAACUCCCCUCCAUCUCCUUCUCUUCCAUCCCAUCUAUCAUCCUACCUCGCUCGUCCACCUGGCAGUAUGCUUGGCGAGCCUGGUUAGCACAGGUUCCACUUACAGCUAGUUGAGGUGGCUUAUAAGUAGUCUGAAAAAAAGACACAGCAACAAGUGGACAUAUUCUGCUUCAUAAUAAAAAAGAUGUGCUAGAACCAUACUGACCAUGUAGUCUAAGGAACCUGGCAAAACUAGCAGUCCUGUGUUCCACUAGUCAAAUCUGCAGCAGACACAAAGCCCGUUCUGGAUUACUCCUGAAAUGGCUGAAGAACUAGCUACUUACUUUUGGUUUAUUCUGGCCAGGACUUACUGAACGUAUCAAAGAGACUCUAUGCGUUUAUCCCUGGGACGUUUGGCCUAAACGCGUAAUCACAGUAGACACUAGAUUCGAUAAAACGCUUGCUUUUGACUACCUGAAAGAUCAGUCACCAGCGACCUGGAGUGAUAUACACCUCCAGCGCACAGAAAGAAUGCAUGAAACUGCCAAAACCAACCUAACAAAAAACUGACCUAACUAACCAAAUAUUCUUUCCCUUCCACUCCCAUGUCUGCAGAGAGACAGAAUAUAUAUCUAUAUGUACCAUGAGAGAUCUAUAUAUAGUGUAACACCACAAAAGACAGAAAUUACAUCCUUUAUAUUUUUACUUCCGAGAGACAAGCUGCCUGUACACCAUUUGGUUGCCUUAGAAACCACAGUCACAAAAGAUUAAAAAAAUUUUUUUAAAAACAAGCCAGAGAAGACGGUGCCUUUUGAUUGGUUGGUUGGUUGGUUUCCCACCACGUCAAGAUUCCUUUUUUAGUUGGAUGUAAACUUUUGAAGCAAACUCUGGGAUUGAUGACAGUUACCUGACCCGCACGAGUUCUGCUCGUCUGUCACAGCGUUUUGAUUGACACUGUUUCCCUGCUGCAUUGGACAUUUCCAAGCAUUUCCAUGGUUGUCACGUCAUCAUCUGUGGAAGACCAGACUGUGCCCACUUGCAGGAUGGUCCAGUCAGAACCUUGGAUCACCUCAGCCCUGCUCCGCAAGAACAAGAGUGUAAGCAGCUCAGGAUGUCCGCCCACCUCCUCCUCCUCCUCCUCCUCCUCCUCCUCCUCCUCCACUGCCCAGGGCUUCUCCCUCGCUGAGCCAGCCAUGACCAGCCAGCACUCACAUACACACCCCUCCUUCAGCUCCAUCCACUCCAUGGCCGAGCAGCAGCAGGUGCUGUCUGAUAUGACCAUACUCCAGCGGAGAAUUCCCCCUAGUUUCAGAGACCCUGCCAGCGCUCCAUUGAGAAAACUCUCUGUUGACCUCAUCAAAACUUAUAAGCACAUCAAUGAGGUGUACUAUACUAAGAAGAAGCGGCGGGCCCAGCAGGUCCCUCCUGAGGACAGCAGCACGAAGAAGGAGAGAAAAAUCUAUAACGAUGGCUAUGACGAUGACAAUUAUGACUACAUUGUGAAAAAUGGAGAAAAGUGGCUGGACCGCUACGAGAUAGACUCACUGAUUGGGAAAGGCUCUUUUGGACAGGUGGUAAAGGCCUACGACCACCAUGAGCAGGAGUGGGUUGCCAUUAAGAUCAUUAAGAACAAAAAGGCAUUUUUGAACCAGGCACAGAUAGAACUACGCCUGCUGGAGCUCAUGAACAAGCAUGACACUGAGAUGAAAUAUUACAUAGUCCACCUGAAGCGUCACUUUAUGUUUAGGAACCAUCUCUGUUUGGUGUUUGAGUUGUUGAGCUACAACCUGUACGAUCUGCUGAGGAACACCAAUUUCAGAGGAGUUUCCCUCAACCUCACCAGGAAAUUUGCACAGCAGCUCUGUACAGCACUAUUAUUCCUGGCCACUCCGGAGCUGUCAAUCAUCCACUGCGACCUGAAACCAGAGAAUAUACUGCUGUGUAACCCCAAGAGAUCAGCCAUCAAAAUAGUCGAUUUUGGAUCCUCCUGCCAGCUUGGACAGAGAAUCUAUCAGUACAUCCAGAGCAGGUUUUACCGCUCUCCCGAGGUUCUGUUGGGAAUGCCGUAUGACCUGGCUAUCGACAUGUGGUCUCUGGGAUGCAUCCUAGUGGAGAUGCACACAGGGGAGCCUCUCUUCAGCGGCUCCAAUGAGGUUGACCAGAUGAAUAAAAUUGUGGAGGUUCUGGGAGUUCCACCCAGCCACAUGCUGGAUGCAGCUCCUAAAGCCAGGAAGUAUUUUGACAAGCUGUCAGAUGGUCUGUGGACAGUGAAGAAGAACAAGGAUGUCAAGAAGGAGUAUAAGCCCCCAGCCACACGUCGUCUACAUGAGAUUUUGGGUGUUGAGACUGGGGGUCCAGGGGGCCGGCGGGCAGGAGAACCAGGACACGCCCCUUGUGACUACCUGAAGUUUAAAGACCUGAUCCUGCGCAUGCUGGACUACGACCCUAAAAGCCGUAUCACGCCAUUCUAUGCCCUGCAGCACAAUUUCUUCAAGAAAACAACAGAUGAAGGAACCAAUACUAGUUCAUCUACAUCCACCUCUCCUGCCAUGGACCACUCUCAUUCUGCCUCCACUACUAGCUCUGUUUCUAGCUCUGGUGGCUCCAGUGGUUCUUCCAAUGACAACCGCAACUACCGCUACAGUAAUCGUUACUACAACUCUGCUGUUACACAUUCAGACUAUGAGAUGACCAGCCCUCAGGCUCCCUCACAGCAGCAGAUGAGAAUGUGGCCAGGCAGUGAUGGCGGAGGUGGAGGUCAGGAUCCAGGAUACACCCAGUUGCUGCUCCAUAAGCCAGCUGCCUCCCAACAACACCAGCGCCACUUCUUGGACCCGCCCCACCACCCACACCCAACUUACUCCCACCAUGGGAAUGGUGGCCGUGGCCUGAGGCAGGGUGGACAGACAGGCAUCGGCGGAGGUGGGGGCCCACAGGGAUCCUCGCCCCAGAUGAGUGACAGCAUGGAUGUGAGUGUAUCCCUGGGGCUGCACCACCUGGGGGCGGUGUCUUCCAUGGAGGCCUCUCAGUUUGGCUCUGCAUCUCUGCCCCUCGCUCUGCCAAUCGGACUGUCUGCCUUCCGGACUCGGACGGCUCCCACCGCCCCAGGGCCACAAGCCCAGCCCCCUGAAGACUACUACCCUGCCUCCAACAACAAUAACCCCACUGGGGGAGGCAGAGGGAGGCCGGACUCAGACGAGGGGCCAGCCAACUCUUGAUAAAACCUGAACCAUGCCCUAAAGCCAUACAAUUUUAACUACAACUACUACAACUACACACAUACAGCCAGAGUUCAGAGACAAAGAGGUGAACUUUGUGCUGAAGGAGACUUUGUACUGCAUGAGAGGAGGAGGAAGAAGGAGGAGGAUGCUGGGAAAACUCCUUUUUCCUGUUUUAGUUUGUCUUUGUCGCGCCUGUAACUGGAAAGGAAUGAUUGUGACGAGUUUGUUUUUAUUAAUUUUAGUGUUGAUUAAUAUCAUUUGAUUUUU
Messenger RNA from Oreochromis aureus, 4452 nucleotides. RefSeq names its product dual-specificity tyrosine-(Y)-phosphorylation regulated kinase 1B (gene dyrk1b). Gene Ontology annotation, cellular component: nucleus. Lineage: Eukaryota; Metazoa; Chordata; Actinopteri; Cichliformes; Cichlidae. Gene Ontology annotation, biological process: peptidyl-serine phosphorylation; protein autophosphorylation; peptidyl-threonine phosphorylation. The record is from RefSeq and is a predicted model, not a curated record. The coding region runs from base 1957 to 4182 and encodes 741 amino acids. The transcript has 13 exons. Gene Ontology annotation, molecular function: ATP binding; protein serine/threonine/tyrosine kinase activity; transcription coactivator activity.